Messenger RNA from Pieris napi, 2326 nucleotides. Its product is annotated as filaggrin-2-like. NCBI's taxonomy places the organism in Eukaryota, Metazoa, Arthropoda, Insecta, Lepidoptera, Pieridae. Bases 39 to 2225 code for a protein of 728 amino acids. The record is from RefSeq and is a predicted model, not a curated record. The transcript is spliced from 2 exons.
GUUCUCUGUAAUUGAUCAGACUUAGUAUUUCCGGCAAGAUGACUAGACUGGACCUGCUGAUAGUAUCAAUAUUUAUUUCGACUGCAUUUAUUGCAGUUUACGGAUAUCCAGGUUCUAUAUUGCAUCGGGAUGCAAGAUCGCCAUAUUACGGCGGUUUUGGAUUCCACCCACCUCCACCAUUCCCAUUUUUCCAAACAAACAAUUGGAGUGGAAUUGCAAAAAGCGCUGAUGGAAACACCAAUGGAGUAUACAGUGGCGCUGCUGCUAGUGCCACAAAUACUGCAUCGGCUACUGGACAAGCAUUAUCGCUAGCAUCAGCUGACUGUGAUGAUGAUGAUUCGGUUCAAUCUACUGGGACUUCUGGCAAAUUAAUAGCUGGUUUUGGUGAUGGCAACAGAGGCGACCAUUCUGGUGGUUUCGGUGGACAAUUCAGUGCUCAUAAAGAAGCUCGUUAUUCUUUCCAAAGUGGUGGAGGAAAGUUUGAAGCUGAAGGUUCUGGAUUGAACGGCCAGAGUGGCUCUGGGAGCCAUGGACAGUUAAACCUUGGUGCAAGUAGCUCAGCGAGUGGUAUCGGAGCCGCUGACCUUAGUAAAGGCAAUGGAUUCUAUUCAUCAAGUCACGAUAGCGCACAAGCAGGAGGUAAAUUAACAGGCGGUGAUCAAAGCGGUGGUUUCAGCAGUUCCAGCGCACAUAGCUCAUCAUUUGGUUCAGUAAAAGGUAAUGACCAACAACAAGUGGAGUUAGUUAGUGGGGGCAUACAUUCUGAAAAAGGUGAUCAAGAGCAAUCAAAUCUUGACACUCAAGCGGGCUUCGAUGCAGAAUCUGGGCAAAAAAAUAAAGUGGGCGUAGCUUUUGGGCAACAAAAUAAUCAGCUGAAAGAACAAGUUGGGCUUAAUGGUGGAAAUGGCCAGCAAACUGUCCAAAGCGGUUAUGGUCAACAGAAAGGACUAGCUGGUGUUGGUCAUCAGCAAUAUAAAGGCACCUUUGGCCAAUCACAAGGCCAAGUUGGAUUUGACCAACACGUACGUCAAGGAGGUUUUAAUAAACAACAAGGUCAAGCUUCAUUUAGCCAGAAAGACCAAAAUCAAGGUGCCUUUGGCCAAUCACAAGGCCAAGUUGGAUUUGACCAACACGUACAUCAAGGAGGUUUUAAUAAACAACAAGGUCAAGCUACAUUAAGCCAGAAAGACCAAAAGCAAGGUGCCUUUGGCCAAUCACAAGGCCAAGUUGGAUUUGGCCAACAUUUAGAUCAAGGAGGUUUUAAUAAACAGCAAGGUCAAGCUUCAUUUAGCCAGAAAGAACAAAAUCAAGGUGCCUUUGGCCAAUCACAAGGCCAAGUUGGAUUUGGCCAACAUUUAGAUCAAGGAGGUUUUAAUAAACAGCAAGGUCAAGCUACACUAACCCAGGAAGAGCAAAAUCAAGGUGCCUUUGGCCAAUUACAAGGCCAAGUUGGAUUUGGCCAACACGUAGGUCAAGAAGGUUUUAAUAAACAGCAAGGUCAAGCUACACUAACCCAGGAAGAGCAAGAUCAAGGUGCCUUUGGCAAAUCACAAGGCCAAGUUGGAUUUGGCCAACAUUUAGAUCAAGGAGGUUUUAAUAAACAGCAAGGUCAAGCUACACUAACCCAGGAAGAGCAAGGUGCCUUUGGCAAAUCACAAGGCCAAGUUGGAUUUGGCCAACACGUAGGUCAAGGAGGUUUUAAUAAACAGCAAGCUACAUUAAGCCAGAAAGAGCAACAUCACGGUGCAUUUGGCCAAUCACAAGGCCAAAUUGGAUUUGGCCAACACGUAGGUCAAGAAGGUUUUAAUAAACAGCAAGGUCAAGCUACAUUAAGCCAAGAAGAGCAACUCAAACAGCAGAAUCUACAAGGUGGAAAUAGUGCUAGCAGCCAAGCUUCUUCUUACGCCCACGGCAGAGGCUUUGGCUAUGGGAGAGGGUUCUCAGGAUAUGGACAUGAUCACGGUCAUAGUAACGGUUUUAACUCCAAAUAUCAAGCUAAUCAAGAAUUGCAACAGCAACAAUCAGGACCUGAAUUGACCAGCGGAAACAGUGAAUCGCAAAGUGCUGGCAGUGGUUCUAUUGGAGGAGCCUUAAAUCUUGCUUCUCAAGGCUUAGAAGCAGCACAAAAGACUGGAUGCAGUACUUGUGCUGGAAAUGGUGGAUAUGCCUACAGUAAUGCCAAGAGUCACAGUGGGUCAGCUAUUUCCAUUGCAUUUGGCGGUUAAAGUAUUCAGUUCAUCUAUUUUUAUUACCGAUGUUAAUUGUGAUGUGUUCUUGAUGUAUUUGUGCUUCUUCCUUGUAAAUAAAAUAUAAUUAUUCUUGUUGA